Molecule: messenger RNA, 397 nt
Organism: Perkinsus marinus ATCC 50983
Lineage: Eukaryota; Perkinsozoa; Perkinsida; Perkinsidae
Exons: 1
Source: RefSeq, a predicted model, not a curated record
AUGUAUUCUGGUUAUGAUAUCAAUGAUUUGGAUGAGUUGGAUUAUAGUGAGGAUACGGGUACCAAUGACUUAAUGGGGACUGACUCUGGUUCUAACCAGGGAAAUGACUUCCCUUCCUCCACAGAUAGCUUUCAUGGUGCAUCAUCCGAGAAAGCAACUGAGGAGGAAGAGGAGGAUAGUGUCGACAUACUCCACAAGAUCUCGAAUGGUUCCGAUAAUGCUCCGAGCGAGAAUCUCAAGUUCAUGAAGAAGGUGCAGGAUGCUCUUCUACUGGUGAAGAACCCCGAAGGCUCGAAUGACUCAGUCUCAAAAGCUCCGAUCUAUAUUUUGGAGUCUAUACUAGGGGUGAAUAUGGGUAAUCCUAUAUUCAAGGGCAUGAGAUUCAAAGACCCCAAAG